UGCGUUGCGUUGCGUCGUCGUCGUGUCCGUCGCCUCGUCGUCCGUCAAACGUUUUCUCUGUUUUUAUUGUCUCGUGUGUCUUGUUCUUUUUAUUUCCUAACAUUUUCAGUCUUUCGUCAUCGAAAAUGCUAUUCGUGUCUUGAAAUUAAAAUAUUCAAAACCAAAAAGCUGUGUUUUUGCAAUAAAAACAAUACCAAAAAUAAAACAACCCAAUUUAUUCAAUAUAACCUCAAAAAAAUACAAAAUCCUUAAGGACAAUAAAAAGUGUAUUCCAAUAUUUUAUAAUGAAACUUUUCUACAAUCGUUUAAAAUUCUCGUGACGCGUUUUUUAAGCAACAAAUUUAAGUGUUCUUAGGGUAAAGUGCAAUUAUUAUUAUAGAUCAGUGUUGGGUGAAUAAAUAAAAUUGUUUAUUAUUUUUGCUCUUCAAUUUAAAAAAAAAAUAGAAAAAUAGAAAAACCAAGAGCAAAAUAAAUCAAAUAAAAGUGCAAAGAAAAAUAAAUAAAGAGGGAGAAAAAGAUUUGAAUUUGUGUUAUCAUUGUCAUUGUGUAUUUUUGAGUCAACAACAAAAUUAUAGCAACAAAACAAAAUGCGGCGAAACGUCAAAUUAAUUGCAUUCGUUACUGUCAUCUGGAUGUUCGUAAUGGUCUACUAUCUCCAAUCAAAUACUGGCAAGGUGGAGAACAGAGCGCUGCGGCUUCGUGAAGUGGCAACAGCCCUCCAGUACCAGGACGAGAUCCAACCGUCGUCUACACCACUCAUGGCGCACCAGCGCAAUUACGGCGCCGAUAAGCCACAACAACAGCACAUUUUUCACCGCCAACAAAACGGCAUAGCAUCCGGUACCGGUGGUGGUGGUGGUGGUGGUAGUAGUGGUGGAACAGGAGCCGAACACCCACGGGUCGGUGGGUUGGGUUUGAAUGGAUUGAUGCCAGAGGAGACCUCGCCGUCAGGUGGCGGUGGUGGUGGUGCUGCUGGUGGUGGUGGUGGCUCAGAGUGGGAGUACUUUGAUGAGAUUGGAUAUAUUCGUGGUGGUGCCUUGAGGACCGGAGAAGAUCCAUACAUUCGGAAUCGCUUCAAUCAGGAGGCAAGUGAUGCAUUGCCGAGCAAUCGAGAGGUUCCCGACACCAGGCAUCCAAUGUGCCGUAAGAAAAAAUGGCGAAAGGAUCUGCCAGAGACAAGUGUCAUUAUAACAUUCCACAACGAAGCCCGUUCAACGCUAUUACGGACCAUAGUAAGUGUCCUUAAUCGAAGUCCCGAACGACUAAUAAAAGAAAUUAUCCUCGUAGAUGACUUUAGUGACCAUCCUGAGGAUGGUAACGAACUAGCCAAAAUCGACAAGGUGCGAAUAAUCCGUAACGAAAAACGCGAAGGUCUCGUCCGUUCACGAGUUCGUGGUGCUGAUGCCGCCAUAGCCGAUGUCCUUACAUUCCUCGACAGUCAUGUGGAGUGCAAUGAGAAUUGGUUGGAACCACUGUUGGAGAGAGUGGCUGAAGAUCCGACACGUGUCGUUUGCCCAGUCAUCGAUGUCAUCAGCAUGGACAAUUUUCAAUACAUUGGUGCUUCGGCAGAUUUACGUGGAGGUUUCGACUGGAAUCUCAUAUUCAAAUGGGAGUAUUUGAGUGCAUCGGAACGAGCCCAACGCCAACACGACCCAACUUCGGCAAUUCGAACGCCCAUGAUUGCUGGCGGUCUGUUUGUCAUCAACAAGUCCUACUUCAAUAGCUUGGGCAAAUACGACAUGAAAAUGGACGUCUGGGGUGGUGAGAAUCUUGAGAUUUCGUUCCGAGUGUGGCAGUGUGGAGGCAGUUUGGAAAUCAUUCCAUGCAGCAGGGUUGGUCAUGUGUUCCGCAAACGACAUCCGUACACAUUCCCCGGAGGAAGUGGCAAUGUAUUUGCUCGUAAUACCCGACGGGCUGCAGAGGUUUGGAUGGAUGACUAUAAGCAAUACUACUACGCUGCGGUUCCACUGGCCAAGAAUAUUCCCUUCGGCAACAUUGCUGACCGACUGGCUCUUAAGGAAAAACUCCAUUGUAAACCUUUUAAGUGGUACUUGGAGCACGUGUACCCCGAUCUGCAGGUUCCAGACUCACAGCAAUAUGGUCAACUGCGACAAGGUCCUUACUGUUUGGAUACCUUGGGUCACCUGAUGGACGGCACCGUAGGUAUCUAUCAGUGUCACAACACAGGUGGCAAUCAAGAGUGGACACUCACGAAGCGGGGUCAAAUCAAACAUCACGACCUCUGUCUGACACUGGUUAACUUUGCCCGAGGCUCCCAGGUGGUAAUGAAGCUUUGCGAUGAGUCCGAGAACCAAAUAUGGACUAUGCGUGACGGCGGCUUCAUCAAGCACUCCAAAAUGAACAUCUGCCUAGAUACGCGAGAUGUGCAUGACAUGGAUGGCAUAUCUGCAGAACGCUGCAAUUCCGCGCUCGACACACAACGAUGGGCGUUUGUGACGAAAUUAGCGUGAGUCAAGGGAUAAACAAGAAAAUGAAAUUAAUUUUUUGUUUCCUUCUCGUUUGAUGAUGAAGUCCUUUCCACCCAUCACAAAAAGGAUCUCGGAUGGGUGGUGAAAAGUUUUAUCCAAUAAGACAAACAACAAAAAUCCUUCGAGAUGAGAUUGGAAAUGAAAUUAAAUGGGAAAAAAUGUGUGUGCUUGAUGCGGGUGUUCGGACGGCGGCGGUGGUGAUGGUGACAUCUGAUCUAGGAGGAUGUCCUCUGAAGGCCUGCGUAGUGUGUGUGUGUGUUUUGUGUCCUGGAUUUUUCUUUUCUCUUUUUUGUUAAUGUGUUUGGUCUUUGUUUCUGUUUUUUUUUUUUGUUUUUAUCUAUUUAAUUGAAUACGGUGGAAUAUUGAAUUUCCAUAAUUUUUCUUUCUCGAUGGUUUUUAUUAAUAAACCGAAAUAGGGGACAUGCAACAUCAGGUUGUUAUUAUUAAAUUUUUUGAGGAGAAAGUUUUUGUUUUUCCAUUUUUUUUGUUUUUAUUCUGAUUCAUGUAUUUGCAAGGAUAUUUUUGUUUUCUUUGUAAAUUAAAGGAGAAAGUUUUUGAAACUUUGUUCCGUUUUUUUUUUCGUUAAAAAUGCAUUGUGACUUAAAAAUUGUUAUAAAUUAUAAAACUAUUGAUUUUUUUAAAUUAUUUGGUAUAAAUAAUGAAGCGUUGAAGAACUUUAAGUUAUUUAAGAGAAAGUUUUUUUUGUUUCUUUUACUUGAUCAGAAGUGAGAAUUUUUAAUUUAGAAUGGCUUUGAGCUUAUUGGAAAAUAUAGUUAUAGAUGAUUCCGUGAUGUAUGUACUUAUUUGAGGAUAAAUUAUUUAAACAAAAAAAAAUAUAUUUAAAAAAUAAAUUAAUUAAAUAAACUUGUAAAUAUGUAGUAAAUGUUAAUUGUAUAAAAUGAUUUUUUUUAAAUAAACUUGAAAACAAAAAAAUCUUAACAGAGGAAUUUAGGGGUUGGUCUUAAAUUUUAAAUUUUAAAUAAAAUAGUUUUUAUAGUUAUGCUGACUAAUUUCUCGAAAAAAAUGUCUACAAAUUAAAUUGAAUUUUUCUUAAUCCCAGGAAUUUUAUUACAAUAUUUCUCCUUGAAUACCUAAAUCAUAAAUCUCGAACUACAAAAAUCUCAACCUCCAAACUGUCAGUCGUCCAAUUAUUUUCUAGAUUCGCCAAAAAAUUAAUUUUAUAAUAAAUCUUCUAAAGAAUGGAACCCAUUUAAUAAUUACGAAUAAGAUGUUUUGAUUUGUGACAGUAAAUUGUCAGCUGUCAAAUUAUUUAAAAAAAAUAGUUUCGAACGAUUAAAGUGGGUUCAUAAUGUGAAUAACUAAUUUUUGACAUAUCGUUUGGGAUGAAAAGUUCGUGAACUGUCAGCUGUCAAAUUUGCUAGGGUUGUCAGGAGUUAAAUACACUAAUACUAAUUUCAUAAUACAGCUUCUAAUGAAAGAUAUUGCAAUGUUAAAAGGUCGUAAGCUUCAAGCUGUCAAUUAAUUUUUAUGGUUGUCAAUACUUAAACCCACAUAAAAAGACAUAGUUAAUUUUAUAAAACAGCUUUUAACAGUUGAAAUGCGUUUAUAGAUAUUUUGGCUAACAAAUUUUUGGCAUAACAAUUAGGUUAAAAAGUUCUUAAACUGUCAGCUGUCAAAUUAAUUACUAGGAUUGUCAAGACUUGAAUACGUAAACAAUUAAUUAAAAAAAUAUAGUUUCUAACGAUUGAAGUUCGUUCAUAAGGUGAAUAACCCAUUUUUGACCAAACCAUGAAAAUUUCGUAAAUUUGAGCUGUCGAAAUUAUUUCUAGGAUUUUCCAUACUUAAAUAUAGCUUUUAAUAAUUGAAUUGCGUUUAAAAUUGGGUUAAAAAGUUCUUACACUGUAAACUGUCAAAUGAUUAUCUAGGGUUGUAAAAACUUGAAUACGUAAACAAUUGAUUAAACAAAAAAACAGUUUCCAAAGAUUUAAGUUUGUUAAUAGUGUGACUGAACCAUUUUUGACAAAACGCUUGCGGUGAAGAAUUCGUAAAUUGUGAUCUGUCAAAUUUAUUUCUAGGACUGUCCAUACUUAAAUACACAAAUAAUAAAUUUUAUUAAACAGAUUCAUGCGAUUAGUUAGAAUGACUAAUUUUAGACAUAUCCUUCGGGAUGAAAAGUUCCUUAAGUAUUAGCUGUCAAAUUAUUGUCUAGGGCUGUCAUUACUUAAAUACAAAAAUAAAUUUACAAACAAAUUUUUCACAUCAUAGUUAAGUUGAAAUGUUAGUAAACUCUCAGCUGUCAAAUUAUUUUCCAGGGUUAUCAAGAAUAAAAUACUAAAAAUAAUUAAUUGCUAAAUAACAGUUUCUCACGAAGUACGCUUAAAGUUUGACUAGUGAAUAUUUGACAUAAAGUUUGGGAUGAAAAGUUCGUUAACAGCAGUUGUCAAAUUAUUUUUUAGUUUUGUAAAGACUUAUAUACACAAACACAAAUAAUUUAUUGAAAAAAAGAAACAGUUACUUAGGAUUGAAUGCCUUAAUAGGUUGACUGAUGAAUUUUUGACAUUAAGUUUGUGGUGAAAAGUUCGUAACUGUCAACAUAACAUUCAUAACAAACUUUUGCCAACUACAAACAAAUCUCGACCUUCAAACUAUCUCGAAGUUCUCACCUGUCAAAUUAUUGUCUAGUGUUGCCAAAACUUAAAUACACAAAUUAUUAAUUUAAAAAAAAUUAUUUUAAAUGAUUGAAGUACGAUUAACUUGACUUACAAAUUGUUUGACAUAUCGUUUUUGCUGAAAAGUUCGUAUGCUGACAGAUAGAUGGCGCUACUAGUAUUAAAAUUUUGUGUAUAAAUUUGACAUAUAGCAUUUUGAGCGGAGCGAGAUAGUUGAUAAUAUCCUCUAUCUUAUUAGUAACUUCUUGUCUUAGGAAGCUCUCGUAAAAUUAAGUCCUCGCAUAUUAUAUCCAUCGGGGUUGUUUUUUAGUGUUCGCUAAGGAAACAUUUCAAAUUAAGGGCAAGCUUGGCUUAAAGCCACCAAGAAAGGUGACCAUCAGCUCAAUCAACUUUUAAAUUUAUAAGGGUGAGUUGUAUCUCUUAUUCGAAGGAUUUAACGUUUAGAAGUUUUGUUGAAAAAUCGAAAUUUUCAUCUUUUUGAUUGAACUUCUUGAAUCAGAUGUUAUGUCAAAUGUUGUCUACUUUAUUCACAUUUUAAAUAAACUAUGAUAGCUGUCACUUUUGAGACUGUAACCGUGAGAUAUUUGACAAGAUAGAGCUACGACAUUAUUUAAAAUGUAUCAAAACACACUUUCGUCGUGAAAAAGCCGUAUGGAAAUUGGACUUACAUUGGUUUUGACAUUUUUGACAAACACCCAUUGAUUUGUAUUUUCAUUAGUAUUUCAAAAUAAAACCUCUUAUUAGAAAACAUUGUAUUUUAAAUGAAGGAAAAUAUCAUUAAUUUUUUAUAAUGGACUGAAAAAUUUAGAAUUCUAGAAAGGUGUAAAAAUAAGGUUUUUGAAAAUGCAACAACUUUUAAUUGCUGACCUCUAAAUUCCACUUAAAACAAUAAUUUAUCAUAAUUUGCUGUCAUUACUUAAACUAUACAAAAUCAAUCUCAACUUUGUACUUACAUAAUUAUAUUAUUAUUAUAUCUGGCCAAAAUAAAUCCGAAAACAAAAAUGAAGCCCAAAAUCAAAGCAAAACUUUAAGAAAAAAAUAAAAUCAUUUAAAAGCUUACAUCUUAACAAAAAAAAAAAUUAAACAUAUACAAUUCCAGAAUAUCUUUAAGAAAGCUAAUUGUUAAUUAUAUAGAAUACAAAAUUUUUAAAAUAAAUUUCAAAAACAAAA
Messenger RNA from Eupeodes corollae, 6289 nucleotides. It is a transcript of the gene Pgant2, whose product is annotated as polypeptide N-acetylgalactosaminyltransferase 2. NCBI's taxonomy places the organism in Eukaryota, Metazoa, Arthropoda, Insecta, Diptera, Syrphidae. The record is from RefSeq and is a predicted model, not a curated record. The transcript is spliced from 8 exons. The coding region runs from base 588 to 2471 and encodes 627 amino acids. Gene Ontology annotation, cellular component: Golgi apparatus.